Messenger RNA from Pipistrellus nathusii (Nathusius's pipistrelle), 1521 nucleotides. The record is from the annotation of a GenBank genome assembly. NCBI's taxonomy places the organism in Eukaryota, Metazoa, Chordata, Mammalia, Chiroptera, Vespertilionidae.
AUGCCCCCGCUCGGGCUCCGGCGCGGCAGGGCUUGGGCAGCGCUGCUGGGCCAGCUCCUGCGGCCGCCCCGGGCCGCGUGCGCCGGGCCGGGCCGUCCUCACAGCCAGUUUGCAGAGGCAGUGCUAACAUCCCAACUGAAGCCACAUCAAGAGAAGUCAAAUUUUAUCCUCAAGACUCCAAAGGGCACCAGAGAUUUUAGUCCCCAGCAAAUGGUUGUGAGGGAGAAAAUACUUGAUGUAAUUGUUAGCUGCUUUAAACGUCAUGGAGCAAAAGGGUUGGAUACCCCAGCAUUUGAGCUAAAGGAGAUGCUCACUGAGAAGUACGGAGAGGACUCGGGGCUCAUUUAUGACCUGAAGGAUCAGGGUGGAGAGCUACUGUCCCUGCGCUAUGACCUUACUGUUCCUUUUGCGCGUUAUAUGGCCAUGAAUAAACUGAAGAAGAUGAAACGCUACCAUGUUGGAAAGGUGUGGCGGCGGGAGAACCCAACCAUAGCCCAAGGACGCUACAGGGAGUUCUGUCAGUGUGAUUUUGACAUUGCUGGUGAUUUUGACCCCAUGAUCCCUGAUGCAGAGUGUUUGAAGAUCAUCUGUGAAAUCCUAACUGGAUUGCAACUGGGGGACUUUCUCAUUAAGGUCAAUGACCGGCGGAUUUUGGAUGGGAUGUUUGCCACCUGUGGUGUUCCAGAAAGCAAGUUCCGUGCCAUCUGCUCCUCCAUAGACAAACUGGACAAGAUAUCUUGGAAAGAUGUGAGACAUGAGAUGGUGGCAGAGAAAGGCCUGGCUCCUGAAGUGGCUGACCGAAUUGGGGACUAUGUCCAAUGUCAUGGUGGGCUGUCCUUGGUAGAGCAAAUGUUCCAGGAUCCCAGACUAUGUCAGAGCAAGCAGGCCUUAGAGGGCCUGGGGGAUCUAAAGCUGCUCUUUGAAUACCUGACUCUAUUUGGAAUUGCAGAGAAGAUCCGCUUUGAUCUAAGCCUGGCUCGGGGCUUGGACUACUAUACAGGAGUAGUCUAUGAAGCGGUGCUGCUGCAGGCCCCAGCUCCUGCUGAGGAAGAGCCCCUGAAUGUGGGCAGUGUGGCUGCCGGAGGGCGCUACGAUGGGCUGGUGGGCAUGUUUAACCCUAAAGGCCACAAGGUGCCGUGUGUGGGGCUCAGCAUUGGGGUAGAGCGGAUCUUCUCCAUUGUGGAGCAGAGGAUGAAGACUUUUGGUGAGAAGAUACGGACCACUGAGACCCAAGUGUUUGUGGCCACUCCACAGAAGAACUUUCUCCAAGAACGGUUGAAGCUAAUUGCAGAGCUUUGGGAUGCUGGGAUCAAGGCAGAGCUGCUGUAUAAGAACAACCCUAAAUUACUAACGCAACUGCAUUACUGUGAGGACACGGGCAUUCCACUGGUAGUCAUUAUUGGUGAGCAAGAGCUGAAGGAAGGAGUCAUCAAGCUCCGUUCGGUGGCCAGCAGAGAGGAGGUGGCCAUUAAACGGGAACAUAUUGUGGCUGAAAUUCAGAAGCGACUAUUGCAGUCUUGA